This is a messenger RNA of Diaporthe citri, 639 nucleotides long. RefSeq lists its product as uncharacterized. Lineage: Eukaryota; Fungi; Ascomycota; Sordariomycetes; Diaporthales; Diaporthaceae. The coding region runs from base 1 to 639 and encodes 212 amino acids. The record is from RefSeq and is a predicted model, not a curated record. The transcript is spliced from 2 exons.
AUGAAGUUUAGUAUCACAUUGUUGUCGGCCCUUCUGGCUGUUGCUGUCAGUGCCGGGCCUAUCUUUGCCCAGCAUGGUGGAAACACAGCCGUUGCUGUCACAAAGCGAGAUCUUAAGGCACUUAGGCGUGGAGGUGGUGGUGGUGGUGGCCAGAAUAACGCCAAUGCGCAGGCCAACGGCGCGCAGGCCAACGCCGCGCAAAACAAUCAGCAGGACAACCAGCAAGACGACGCUCAGGAUCAGGAUGCCCAGGCUCAGGACCAGAAUGCACAAGCUCAGGACCAGGAUGCCCAGGCUCAGGACCAGGAUGCUCAGGCGGACGCUCAGGACCAGGAUGCCCAGGAUGCACAGGCACAGGAUGACGAGGCCCAGCAGGCUGAUCAGCAAGAUGCUCAGCAGGGUAACCAGCAGGACGACCAGCAGGGUGACCAGCAGAAUAACCAGCAAGGCAAUAACAACGCCAAUGCCAACGGUGCGGAGAUUGAGAAUUCUGACCUCGAUGAGAGCGGAGACGUGGACGAACAGGAGCAAGCCGCUGCCGAGGAGGCUGACGUUAAUGGUGAUGGGUCGCUUAACGCACCAGAAAUAAUUGAGGCCACCGAUAUUGUCGAGGCUGCUGCGGGAGACAAUGCGCAGUAA